Messenger RNA from Ctenopharyngodon idella (grass carp), 2301 nucleotides. RefSeq names its product chromosome 10 C6orf89 homolog (gene c10h6orf89). The transcript has 7 exons. The record is from RefSeq and is a predicted model, not a curated record. Gene Ontology annotation, cellular component: nucleolus; Golgi membrane. NCBI's taxonomy places the organism in Eukaryota, Metazoa, Chordata, Actinopteri, Cypriniformes, Xenocyprididae. Bases 54 to 980 code for a protein of 308 amino acids.
GAAGAUGAUGAUGAAGACGCGGCUCUGACUGAACGCGACACUCGCUCGGGAUCAUGGGCUCGUCUCUCAGUGAACCCUGCAUCUACGAUAAGCUGUCGGAGAGCAUCGAGAUCCUGCGGCAGUCCGGAUAUCGCUACGGGAUGUCCGAGAGAGAGAUCGAGAAGUUCAUCAAACAGGUUCUGGAGACGAACGAGCCCCGCCGGGAGCCGCCGCAGUUCCCCGUGCUGAGGGCCGCCGUCAAGUUUGUGGUGGCGGUGGGUGUCCUGCUGGUGGCAGUGCUGGUGUUCUCGUCUUCUCUGGGCUCUCUGAGCACCACGGGACACAACAGCUCAUCUCCUCUCAGUCACGUGCGUCUGCUGUCGCUGCCCAUCGCCAAGAAAUACAACCUACAAGGUUUUCACCAGCGGUGGGCGGCCGGCUCCCUGCAGACAGCUCCGGUGAACUGCUCCGCCUGCGCAGACGUGACGGAGGUGCUGAAACUCACUGAUGGACUGAGAGCGUCUGCAGGGAAACUCAGACAGACGCAGCCGCUGCUGCUCAAGGGUGGAGCGUCUCUGUCUCGCCGUGUGUCUCAGCUGGAGCAGUUCUCCUCGUCUGACUCGCUCUCACCGACUCCUGCCAACUUCACUCUGCUCUGGAGUUUUUCAUCCAGUCCCAGAGAGACGGUUCUCCGGUGGUUGUUUCCUGACGCUGAGCUCUGCCCCCUGCUGGACAACACGGGCACCACACUGCAGCGCUGCCAGCUGGGCACCGGCACCGACCCGCACCACACGAGAGUGCAGGUGUUGGGUUGGCUGGUGGUCGCUGACGGUUCUCCAGCUGUUCGUGUUCUUCCCGUCCAGCGAUGCCAAAACCACUGCCGCUCCUUCAGCCUGUGGCUGGAGCCGGGAGAUAUGGUGUUCGCCGACCCGCGCUACUGGCUGAUGGAGCUGCUUCCGUCCGGAGCGCAGAGCGUGCGGUGUGACGGUCCGGUGCUCUGAGACCAUGUGACUGUGUCGGACACGCUCCUGAGAGGCUCCAGAGCUUCUCUUCACCCUGAGGCCAUCAGCGCUGAGGAGAACGCCGGUUUCAGACCGCUCAGAGUUCAGACGCUGCUCCGGUCCAGACGUCGGAUAUCAGGACGCCACCUGACCCUCGGAUUGUGUUGAGGAAAUGACAUCAGUUUAGGUCUUUAUUUCUCUUCAUUUAGUGGUAUUUCAGUUCCAGUGAUGUUUUCUGACGCCGUCCGUCUGGAUGAACCUCACGGCGGUCAGGAACAUGUUCGCUCAUAUUUCAUUUUGUUUUGUUUAAAGAAAAUCAAGCCAAUUUUAGGACUUUUUGACAUUAUUUUCAUGACGAUUGACACUUUUUAUCCUCAAAUUACUGAGAUGCAAAAUAAAAAAAAAAAAAAUUCUCAUUACCGUAAUGCAAACAUAAUGUAUUAAGUAUUUUUACAUCAUGGUAAUAUUUGUUGUACUGAAUUUAAUUGAUUUUAAAAAAUUACAAUAUUUUUUUCAUAUUAGGGUAAUGAGAAUAUUUUUCCAUAAUAUCGUUAAUACAAUUUUUUUCAUGACGGUAAUGAGAACGAGAAUUUUUUUGUUGGGUGUAUUACGGUAAUGAGCACAAGAUUUUUUUUUUGAUGAGAAUAUUGUUCCGUAUGACAUAGUUUUCUUGUAUGACGGUAAUGAGAAUGAGUAUAUAUUUUUCAUUAUGGUAAUGAGAACGAGAAUAUUUUUUUCUGUAUUAUGAUGCAAACGAUCUUUUUUGUGCAUUACGGUGAUGAGAAUGAGAAUAUUUGUGUAUUGUUGUGGUAAUAAAAAUGAGAAUAUUUUUCAGUAUUGUAGUGUAAGUGAUGAGGAGAAUAUAUUUUUUGUUACGGUAAUGAAAACAAAUAUUUUUGCAUUACAGUAAUGUGAAUUUGUGGAAACAGUGUUUUAUUGUCAUGAAAAUAACGUCACGAUGCAGAUUCUGAACUCUCUCUGAAGCCUCUGCAGAUCAGCCAAUCAAAGCACUUUAAAUGUUUGUCAUCAUCUGAUGUCACAUCCUGAUGGCGCUCUCGUAGAGUGUUGCGUCUGACACGCCGCUGUUGUUGGGUGGAGUCGUUGCCGCUCCACCAAUCAGAGAUGACUGAAUGUGAUGACAUCAUCACAGCGCGUGUCGAUGGUUCAUCGUAGCUGAUGUUUUUUGUCCUCCAGAGUUUAAUCAUUGUAAAUAAUGAGAAUAAGAUGAAGAGUAUGUGAUUUACUAAUAUGAUUCAGAGAUUUAUGUUGAUUGUGAUUUUAAUGCAGGAUUUACACAGUAAACAAAAGCUGCUGUUCGUAA